This is a messenger RNA of Botrytis deweyae, 684 nucleotides long. RefSeq lists its product as uncharacterized. The transcript has a single exon. The record is from RefSeq and is a predicted model, not a curated record. The coding region runs from base 1 to 684 and encodes 227 amino acids. NCBI's taxonomy places the organism in Eukaryota, Fungi, Ascomycota, Leotiomycetes, Helotiales, Sclerotiniaceae.
AUGCAGAACAAUACGCAUGGUUGGCCCCUUAGUGCUCAUCCAAAUCUUAACACUAUACACCCCCGAUAUCAAAACGAGCAAGUACCUCCAUCUCCCCCGAGAACUAGACCAUCACCAUCCCGGUCCUCAUCCUCCAUCUCACCAUCCAGAUCUCAACCUCCUUCACCCAGGAGAGCACGAUCCUCCACUCCCUCUUCUCCAUCCCUCCUCACCACCCGCCAACAAGACGAAGAAUACUUCCUCUACCAAGAAACCCACAAUAAAAUGCUCUCUCAGAUCAACGAGCGCGCAAGCGGUAUCACCCAUCCGGAUAGUAAUAAUAUCGGCAUCGCCACGGGAGAAGAGUCAACGAGACAAUAUCUCAUUUUGAAAACAAUUGAUACGUGCUCCUCGCAGGAAGUCAAGGAAAUUGGAAUCUUCCUGAGUCGGAAUCGCUUGGUGAGAUUGUGGGUGCAGAAUUUGCUGGAUGAUGCGGAGGAGGUGAGGAGGAGAGAGGGGAAGGUGGUGGUGUAUAGGUGGAGGGAUGUGGUGGAGGAGUUGGUGGUAGGGAAUAAGAUUGUGAGGGGGUUGUUGACGAGGUUGUUGUUGCAGAAGCUGGAGGAUGGGAGAUGGGAGGUCAGGAGAUUUUUGGAUGGGGGUGUGGUGGAGCGUGUGGAGGAGUUGGGUGGUGAGAUGAGGGGAUGA